AUGGCAGUGGCCGGUCUUUACCGGAGAGAGCUUCCCACUCCGCCCGCGAUUGAGUUCGCUUCCCCGGAAGGCAAGAAACUGUUUGCUGAAGCUUUGGGAAAUGGAACCAUGGAAGGGUUCUUCAAGCUCAUCUCCUACUACCAGACCCAAUCUGAGCCUGCCUAUUGCGGCUUGGCCACUCUCGCCGUGGUUCUCAAUGCGCUUGCUAUUGAUCCUGGCAGGAAAUGGAAAGGGCCGUGGAGAUGGUUUGAUGACUCGAUGCUUGAUUGCUGUGAGCCUUUGGCCAAGAUCAAAGCUGAAGGCAUUACAUUUGGGAAAGUUGCGUGCUUGGCGCAUUGCAAUGGAGCUGAAGUGGAAGCUUUUCGGACACAUGAGAGCUCCGUUGAUGAUUUUAGUUGUAGACAUGAAGGUUGGAACAGUGUUGCGAAGUACUUGAUAGAAGAUGUUCCUCUACGUAUGAAGUUAGAAGAAAUAAAAGAUGUUCAGGAAGUAAUCUCUGUUGUAUUCAAAUCACCACCUGCCGACUUGAGAGAGUUCGUCAAAUGGGUUGCUGAAGUUCGGAGACAAGAGGAUGGGCAUUUGAUCUUAAGCAAAGAGGAGAAAGGAAGGCUAGCCAUUAAGGAAGAAGUAUUGAAACAAGUAAGGGAGACAGAACUCUACAAACAUGUAACUAGAUGGUUGGCUUCUGAAAGUGCACUUUGUAAAGAAACCACACCACCAGUUGGUAAAGAUUUGUUGCCUGAGAUUGGUGCAAAGGUCUGCUGCCAAGGAGCAGAAAUUUUGGGUGGGAAAGUUUGUUCAUCAAAUGGAACGUGCUGUACGCCAACUGAUGUUAAACUCUUGAAGUCCAAUGGUGAUAAUCCUGUAACAGUGGUGUCAGGAAUUGUAACAACUGAUGGCAAUGAACAAGGAGUUGAUGUGCUGGUUCCCUCUUGUAAAACAGAUCCUACUAGCUUGUGUUCUUUCUAUCAAGGUGGCUGCAUAGGGAUGCAUCCAUCUACAGGUGAUGUUCUCACAGUACUUCUAUUGGCGCUGCCUCCACUCACAUGGUCAGGCAUUAAAGAAGCAAAGCUACUGGAGGAUAUUAAUGGUCUUGUAUCAACUGAUUGUCUACCUUCUUUGCUUCAAGGGGAGGUUCUGUUCUUGCGACGGCAAAUUCACUUUCUCAUGACAGAUAGUGGAGCAUCUUCUCAUUCGUAACUAUACAACGACUUCUUCUGCUUUUGUUCUUAAACCAUUCAUAAUACCAGACAAUGCACUUUUUGAAAGUUCUGGUGAGAUUUUUCAAUGUAUAAUGCAACUAUACAAGAUUAGGAGUUUUACUUUCUACUCUGUUUAAGUAAAUGGUAAAAGAGUCAUGGUGUACGUAAUUGUAACAUUUGUACUGAAUUAUUGG
Messenger RNA from Fragaria vesca subsp. vesca, 1396 nucleotides. RefSeq names its product glutathione gamma-glutamylcysteinyltransferase 3-like. NCBI's taxonomy places the organism in Eukaryota, Viridiplantae, Streptophyta, Magnoliopsida, Rosales, Rosaceae. Gene Ontology annotation, molecular function: glutathione gamma-glutamylcysteinyltransferase activity; metal ion binding. The record is from RefSeq and is a predicted model, not a curated record. Gene Ontology annotation, biological process: phytochelatin biosynthetic process; detoxification of copper ion; cellular detoxification of cadmium ion. The transcript has 6 exons. Bases 1 to 1200 code for a protein of 399 amino acids.